AUGAACGCGGCCGGCGAGGGCGAGAGCUUCCCGGGCUCCGUGCAGAUUCCUGGGGGCACGACGGUGCUGGUGGAGCUGACCCCCGACAUCCACAUCUGCGGCAUCUGCAAGCAGCAGUUCAACAACUUGGACGCCUUCGUAGCGCACAAGCAGAGCGGCUGCCAGCUGACCGGCACGGCCGGGGCGGCGCCCAGCACCGUCCAGUUCGUAUCCGAGGAGACGGUGCCCGCCACCCAGACGCAGACCACCACCCGGACCAUCACCUCGGAGACCCAGACCAUCACAGUGUCAGCGCCAGAGUUUGUGUUUGAGCAUGGCUACCAGACGUACCUGCCCACGGAGAGCAACGAAAACCAGACCACCACCGUCAUCUCUCUGCCCGCCAAGUCACGUGCCAAAAAGCCCUCGGCGCCCCCUGCGCAGAAGAGGCUCAACUGUUGCUACCCAGGUUGCCAGUUCAAGACUGCCUAUGGCAUGAAGGACAUGGAGCGCCAUUUAAAAAUCCACACAGGGGACAAGCCCCACAAGUGCGAGGUCUGCGGCAAGUGCUUCAGCCGGAAGGACAAGCUGAAGACCCACAUGCGGUGCCACACGGGCGUGAAGCCCUACAAGUGCAAGACGUGUGACUACGCCGCGGCCGACAGCAGCAGCCUCAACAAGCACCUGCGGAUCCACUCGGACGAGCGGCCCUUCAAGUGCCAGAUCUGCCCCUACGCCAGCCGCAACUCCAGCCAGCUCACCGUGCACCUCCGGUCCCACACGGCUUCAGAACUAGAUUCUGAUGCCCCCAAACCAACUUGCCCCUCCUCCGACAGCAGCAACACCCAGAAAGCCCCUGUCGUGGCUCCUCCCUCCGAGUCAAAGCAACAAACGGCAACCCUGGGAGAGAGGACCUUCAACUGCUGCUACCCAGGUUGCCACUUCAAAACUGUUCACGGCAUGAAAGACUUGGACCGCCACCUACGAAUCCAUACGGGAGACAAACCACACAAGUGUGAAUUCUGCGACAAGUGCUUCAGCCGGAAGGACAAUCUGACCAUGCACAUGCGCUGCCACACCAGCGUGAAGCCCCACAAGUGUCACCUGUGCGACUACGCCGCCGUGGACAGCAGCAGCCUGAAGAAGCACCUGCGGAUCCACUCGGACGAGCGGCCCUACAAGUGCCAGCUCUGCCCCUACGCCAGCCGCAACUCCAGCCAGCUCACCGUGCACCUCCGGUCCCACACGGGGGACACCCCCUUCCAGUGCUGGCUCUGUAGCGCCAAGUUCAAAAUCAGCUCGGACUUGAAAAGGCACAUGAUCGUGCACUCCGGGGAGAAGCCCUUCAAGUGUGAGUUCUGCGACGUGCGCUGCACCAUGAAGGCGAACCUCAAGUCGCACGUGCGCAUCAAGCACACCUUCAAGUGCCUGCACUGCAGCUUCCAGGGCCGGGACCGGGCGGACCUGCUGGCGCACAGCCGGCUGCACCGGGCCGACCACCCCGAGAAGUGCCCUGAGUGCAGCUACUCCUGCGCCAGCACGGCCGCCCUGCGCGUGCACAGCCGCGUGCACUGCCCCGACCGCCCCUUCAAGUGCGACUUCUGCAGCUUCGACACCAAGCGGCCCAGCAGCCUGGCCAAGCACUUCGACAAGGUGCACCGGGACGAGGCCCGGACGACGGAGAACCGGGCCCCGCCGGCCAAGGAGGCGCCCCCCCGGGACGGCGGCGGCGGCGGCGGCUCCCCGCACGUGGCCAAGAUCGUGACUCAGAGGGCCUUCCGCUGCGAGACCUGCGGGGCCGCCUUCGUCCGCGGCGACUCGCUGCGCUGCCACCGGAAGCAGCACAGCGAGCAGAGCGAGAGCAAGAACGCGGACCUGGUCACCUUCCCGCCCGACAGCGGGGCCUCCGGGCAGCCGGGCGCCCUGGCCUCCUCCGCGGGGCAGCGGGAGGCCGCCCCGGAGCCCAGCCUCUGA
Molecule: messenger RNA, 1953 nt
Organism: Pipistrellus nathusii (Nathusius's pipistrelle)
Lineage: Eukaryota; Metazoa; Chordata; Mammalia; Chiroptera; Vespertilionidae
Source: the annotation of a GenBank genome assembly